Zootermopsis nevadensis is the source of this 3532-nucleotide messenger RNA. RefSeq lists its product as uncharacterized. Lineage: Eukaryota; Metazoa; Arthropoda; Insecta; Blattodea; Termopsidae. The record is from RefSeq and is a predicted model, not a curated record.
CUGCGGGCCACUCUAUAAAGCUGCGAGGCCCAACUGGACGGGAUUCAGUUGUGCGUCACUCAAGUGCGGCGAACAUGUGGCGACUCGGGGCAGCGUGCUUACUAGCUGCAGUCUUGGUGGGGGCACAUCACGACGGGACAGCCCACCACGAGAAGGACGAGAAGUCGCUCAUUCUCCUGGAAAUUCAGUCCAACGGAAGCAACAUCAAAGAUAAAAGGUCUCCUCAACAAGGUUACAGUCAGGCAGUCUACGGGGCUUCCCCCGGGCAAUUCGUUGUGCGCACUAGCGACAGCCCUACCGAAAACGCACAACCUGACGUACCACCUGAGUACCUGAACCUGCUACAACAGCUUGUGACACAACAGCAGCAGACGGACAGCUUGCAGCCUCCCUCGCAACCUGUCCUCCAACAGUUGCUGAUCUCGAGGAACCCAGAUCCGUCCGCGGUACAGUUCAGGACCGUCCCUGGACAGACGCCACCUCGUGGCAGACCGCCUCCUUCACCACAAGCUCAGCUGCAACAGCUGUACUUCAACCGGCAGUUCCAACAGCAGAUUCCACUGCGUCCUCGGCUCCUGCGACCUCUCCCGAGGCCUGCAGAACCCAGUUCGCAAGGCUUCCCUGGACUGACCUCGACCUCACAGGUCCAUGACGUGCACGAGGCUCGUCUCAGAGCGUCACUCGCUGGAAGCGACCCGAACCUCGCAGUCCAAUCACUGAUCCAACAGCAGGGGACCCUGGUUGGCGGAAAUUACGAUCAGCAGCUGUCACAGCUGGCAACAGCUUUACAAGAACAGACUCAACUCCAGGCAGUGCCUCAACAAGUCGCUCAGGUACAGUCUGUUCCUCAACAGCAAGGAGCAUACACUAUUAGCUCUCAGGUCAGGUACGUCCCAGAACCUCAACAAGUUUCUCAGCGUCCAGUUCCAUAUUCGAGCAGACAAGUUACACCUCCUCAGCAACUCGUAUCUUCAGAGCAAGUUAAACCUUCACGUCGCCCUGCACCAGCGGAACAAUAUCUCCGUGAGACAUCACAGCCUCUCUCAGGGCAGACGGUGGUACAAAUACCGCAGGGGGAGCAGAGCUCCCAGCCAACCGUGUACUUGAGCUCCCAAUCCGGACAACAGGCACCAAGUACGACUCAAGACGACGACAUCAUUUCACAGCUUCUCUCGCAGCAAGGUCGUGGUCUGAUUCCUAGUUCCACUCCCUCGUCCCUCUCUUUGGCAGAAGAGCUAAUUAAUCCCUCAACUUCGUCACCACCAACAGAACCCAGAUCAUCGAUUUUUGUAACAAAAACAUCAAACGUGAAAAAACCUCAGAGUCAAGGUAGAAUAACAUUAGAGGAAUUACGGCCAAUUCAAGACAACUCUGACACAACUUUGCCUAUCGUUCACCUGCCAACACCCAAAGGACAGAGGCCACUGACUCAAACCGAAUUCCAGGCGCUCAUUGACGCAGGUUUCAAGAUAUCACCAGUGCCGGAGUCUCCUGUCCAGACAGUAACUUCCGGGUACUACCAGCCGACGACAAAAAGGCAACGCUCAUACGCCACACCUUCACCCACACAGCGUAACCAGGUGUCACACCAGUCACGUCAAAAGAAACCCCAACGGGAAAAGGACGACGUACAGCAGAUAUCAAGUCCUGGACCCGAACGUCUACCACAACGGGAGCAGGUAAAUAGAUACCAACCGCAAGAAACAAAACCACGACGUGAAGAAGAGGAUGGUUUACAGUACGUCCGAAAUCCUGAAGCCAAAAACAUCCGUCAAGGUCUUCCGGUUACCAGGAUCCAAGUCGUAACAAAUAAGCCACAACCGGAAGAAGAAAUAAUUCAUUUUAUUCAGAUACCGACCACUCCUGAAGUUCCGGACGUUCAACAGAGAGGUGAUCUGACCAAAUAUCAGCCAAACGCAGAAAGGCAAGUUGUCCAAACACAGGACCGCAGAUUGCAGCAGCCACAGCAAGAGAGGUAUCAGACGCAGUCAGACAGCUUACCGCAACAGCCAACAUAUUUCAACCAUGACGAAGAGCCUGUUAGUCAGCAAGCACUAAGAUUCCACCCCAUCAUUGUGGCAGAGCUGCCGACAACAGCUACGCCACGGAGACGAAGGCCUCGCCCCGGUAACAGCGGGGCUGUUUAUCGAGCACAACUCGCAAAUGAACAGAGAGGAAGCCAAGACGCGCCCGAACAGUACCUCGUGUCUUACGACAGCAUUCCAGAAGCCACGUCUUUCGGCACAAGAGGCAGUAGACCGAGAAGUCGUCGCCCAAUAUCGGACGAGGAAUCUUAAAACAGUCGCCUUAAUUACACAUGUCAUAUCAUAUUCAUUACUAAUCGUGACUAUUGACAAUAAUUUUCAAGAUGUCUGGAGACAUUCAUCGAAUAUUGUUUCCGAAACCUUUAUCCUCGAAACACCUUAGACCAAAAUCGCGGGAGGACACAAGCACAGAUAAAAUCCUCGCUUUAAAAGUAACUAUCUACAUGUUCAGUUAUUUUGUUAAGAAUGUUAUCUACGGCAAAUCAUUUUUAGCUUAGUUGGUGAGUCGCAAGACGUAGGUAAUGUUAAUUAUGGACCUUAACAUGAAAAAUCUUGUAUCUUUCUUCACUGAGAGUAUUAAAUGGUAGUUAUCUAGAGAAGAAGUGGAUAGUAAAAAAGAAUGGAAAUGAUUAAAUAAAAUUCAUAUUUCUUCUGCGCAAAAUAAGAAAAUUAUGAUAUAACUAAUUCUACUACUAUUACUAUAACCCAAUGACAUUCUUAAUUUAUUUCUGACAUAAAAGUGUAUGAAGAUAACGAGACCGAACCACUGCUUCAAGUAUAGAAUUAUGGCAAUGCAAUCAGCUUUAUUGCCAAAUGGUUUGCCUUCCUGUAUCGCUGAUACAGAGUGGAUGUUCAGCAUGUAUAAAAUUCUCUCUUAUCGAAUUAUACAAAACAUCCUGAAUGGUCACAAUUUAAAUAAAAUAUAAAUGUAACAAGGUCUAAGCGUAUGUCGAUGUUUUAAAGUACUUUCGGGGUUGGUAAGAUUUCAAAAUUCUAGCUCUUUUAAAUUUACGGUAAAUUUCCAGCUUGUAAAAUUUAUUCAAGACAGAACAUAUUUUGUACUUGUAAUUACAACAGAUACGUUGGAUUUUUAGGUUGGAUAUUGAUACUGAAAACACCGUCUAGAGGGACUUAAUGGAUCAAUACGAGAUAAAUGUCACUACACGUCAAGAGUUACGCCAUAAUUUUGGAAACCACUGCCGUCCAUAAACCUGCAGGGUACCGAACAAAAAUCAUAAUCAUCAAAAAGUAAGAUUUAUGUAAAUUACUUUACGAGCCUCGACCAUAAAACAAUCAGGAGUGUAAAUACAUCAAGUGUCGCUGUACUUUAUGGAUUCAUGAGUCAACUGUUCAAUUUCUAUCUUCGGGCAUUGUCAAUGGUGGCUCAAAUCGACUGAAGGUAGCAAAACUGAACGCAUCAUACGGGCGUUUCAUAUUUCUUGAUGUCAAAACAAAUUGUCAAUAAAAAGCAUUUGUAACUGUUGUCA